AUGAUAUACUCUUCUGGAAGAGAAUCCUACUUCAACAUGAACUCAACCUGGUAUGAUCCCUCGGGGUCCUGGCUGGACACCCGGCGCACCCCCUUCCGCUACGGCUACAACACCUGCUCCUCGGGUUGCGACGGCGAAGGUGUUGAAGGCAUGAGAGGGCACAACUACCGUCAUUACGGCUAUCGGCAGCCAGUCUGCUCCGAGAGAUGCCACGGCUAUGCUGCAGCUGAUUCGUGCCACGGAGACAGGGGUUCGAGCUGUGUUAGGAGGCCUACGUACAGCUAUGGGUCAUCGGGGGGGUGCCACAGCUAUGGGAGGUCGGUCUGCUCCGAGAGAUGCCAAGGGUCCUCGGGUUCAUACCACGGAGGUGGUUCAAGCUGUGUCAGGAGACCUACGUACAGCUACGGGUCAUCAGGGGGAUGCCAGAGCUACGGGAGGUCGGUCUGCUCCGAGAGAUGCCAAGGGUCCUCGGGUUCAUACCACGGAGGUGGUUCAAGCUGUGUCAGGAGACCUACGUACAGCUACGGGUCAUCGGGGGGUUGCCAGAGCUAUGGGAGGUCGGUCUGCUCCGAGACGUGCCACGGAUCAGGGCACCAGGGGGGGAAGCCGUGCCACAGCAAGCCAACGCAGCACGUCCCGCAGAGCUGCCCAGUGCAGACCUGUCCCCCUCCGGUGCAGCAAGGCUGCGUGCCCGUGGCAAAGUCCAUCCCAAGCCAGCAGCAAAAGCAGGUCUGCAAAGUGCCAGCCAGGAAGAUAAAGUGA
Molecule: messenger RNA, 762 nt
Organism: Cariama cristata (Red-legged seriema)
Lineage: Eukaryota; Metazoa; Chordata; Aves; Cariamiformes; Cariamidae
Product: loricrin-like
Exons: 1
Coding region: 1-762 (253 amino acids)
Source: RefSeq, a predicted model, not a curated record